This is a messenger RNA of Salarias fasciatus (jewelled blenny), 2224 nucleotides long. RefSeq names its product NPC intracellular cholesterol transporter 2. NCBI's taxonomy places the organism in Eukaryota, Metazoa, Chordata, Actinopteri, Blenniiformes, Blenniidae. The transcript has 5 exons. Gene Ontology annotation, molecular function: cholesterol binding. Bases 143 to 592 code for a protein of 149 amino acids. The record is from RefSeq and is a predicted model, not a curated record. Gene Ontology annotation, biological process: cholesterol efflux; intracellular cholesterol transport.
CAGCACGCUGGGCGGAGAAAACCUCUAGGGUGACAAAUAGGCGUUUCUAGAUCGCGUGACACAAGGAAAUAAAAAGGAGGCUGUUUGCUGGCGUUUCUCAAGCUGACGGAUUCUCUCUAAGAGUCUUACAAAAAAGGAGAACAUGGAUGCCCGCAGUGGUUUCAUCGUUGUGCUCUGCUUGGUGGGUUUAAGCUGCGCUGUGCCGGUCAAAUACCUUGAUUGUGGCUCCGCUUCUGGUAAAGUCGCCAUAGUGGACAUAAAUCCCUGCCCUGCUCAACCCUGCCAGCUCCACAAAGGAGAUUCCUACACUGUCAACGUGACGUUCAGCAGCGGUGUGGCGAGCCAGACCAGCACAGCUGUGGUCCACGGUAUCAUCGCUGGCGUUCCCAUCCCCUUCAGCAUUCCCAUUGGAGACGGCUGCAAGUCUGGAAUCCAGUGUCCCAUCCAGAACCAGCAGACGUACUACUAUCAGGCCACAUUACCUGUGAAAAAAGACUACCCUUCACUGAAGCUGGUUGUGGAGUGGGAACUGAGAGACGACGAUAAAAAAGACCUGUUCUGCAUCAAGUUUCCAGUCCAGCUCAUUGAUUAAUGACAGACUCGCACAGAUACCUCAGACAAGUAUUUCUCUCUUUUUUUUUUUAAUGGAUUUAACUGAGUAACAGCAACACAAAGAAAGCCACUAGCUCCUAUUUUAAUGAAUUAUUAAAUUGAUUUUUAAGAUGUCUUAAUGACUUCACUGCACAUGCACCCUAAAUCCUCAAACAUUAGGCACGUGUUUUAACAUCGUAGUUUUAAAGAUGUCAAAUCUAGUUAACCGUUGUGUGAAUGACCGCUGCAUUCCAUCACAGCACUGGUUGUAAUCUUUCCUGGCUGCUGUGUAGUCAGAAGAGCUGCAGGCUGUACAAUUUGUUUGUUUGUGUUUUUUAUGUCUUAUUUUGUGUAACCACAUUUCUGGAAUUUCAUAUUGUAAACAUUAAUAAAAGUCAGUCCUUUAAGAAACUUUGUAUAUUUCUGAUGUUUAAGUUGUUUCUGUAAGUGGCGACUGAACGUGUCUUAAAAGGGAUUAACUCUGACGGGUUAAAACAGCCAAGCUCAGACUCGGUUCAAAGCACAACGACGAAUACUAAAAUUAUUGGAGAACGUCUUGUGUUCAGGCUGCAGAGUGAGAAAAACCACCAGACAGGAUUUGAUUUAUUGGUUAUUGAAUGGCGCUUUAGCCAAACCACAGCGUGGACUUUAAGCGCCAGAGAGUUGAGCGAUGACCAUAUGAAAGUUUCUGUGUUGUAUUUUCAGUUGAUGAAUGGUGAAUUCAGAGCAAAUUAAUGAGAACAUGGAUUAAAACACGCUGUGCCUCUACUGUAAAGUGUAAUGAAAGAUGGUUUAACAAAAUGUAAACUGUAAAUAUCAUUCUGAAACAGGAUAUUCGUAACAAUCACCAGAAAUAUAAGGGUCGAGUUAACAGUGAGGAAGGAAAGAAGCUCAGUGCAGUUCCCCCAACAGCAGCUUCAAUAGGAAAUGGUCCAUAGUGUUCAGAACCAGCUCCAUCUGUAAGCCUUGUUCAAUAGAAAGGUCGUAAGUCUAACCAUGAAAGUAGAGACUCCGAAAUGGAACUGGGUUUUUUUAGGCACAAAUAGGAAGUGAAACAUCUUUUUAUGUCCUUAACAUAUAGACAAAUAUUACCAGUACCUAUUUAGUGAGGUGAAGAAUUAGACGUUCAUGAAAACUGUCACCAGAAUCCAAAGUCUGUAUUUGACUGAAUAGAAAUCUUCUGGAAGUCUGUUUGGACUCUUACAGAACUCGAAACUGGACAAACUGUGAUUAAGCGAGACGUGCCAAGAUGUGGAAAUACCGAAAAUCUGCAGUGAAAGUGAAACUGAAAGUACUUUUCAUUUAACCUAAUAUACAAUGUAAGAGAUUUAAUUUGGUUCGCUUUUAUUAUUGAAUGUCUACAUCUGAAAUAUGAAAAAAUAAAGUUAAACUAGAAAAAAAAUAAGAAUUUUCUCAGUUAAAUAAUAGACUUAACGCAAAUAUUGAUUCAAACUGUGGAUGUUGUCCUGAAAGUAUCCCAUUUGUUGUGAGUUGUUGUAAAGCAGGAAUGAAAUGAGGGUGAAACAGGAAUGGAGUCAGUCGUCUGUUAUCAGGAUUAAACUCAGUAGCUUUACAACCAAUAUAAUGUACUUACUGGCACCUUAUUUUAUGGUUUAAAUCAAGUGGAAGCAAC